Brassica napus (rape) is the source of this 1290-nucleotide messenger RNA. RefSeq lists its product as uncharacterized. Bases 1 to 1290 code for a protein of 429 amino acids. The transcript has a single exon. The record is from RefSeq and is a predicted model, not a curated record. Lineage: Eukaryota; Viridiplantae; Streptophyta; Magnoliopsida; Brassicales; Brassicaceae.
AUGGGGGAUCGAGGUCAUCUACUGCCUCCGGCGAUGGGGAUUCAAGGUUCGGAGGUUGUGAUUACGAAAGAGGGUGACCAAGGUUCGGUGAUUAGAAACUCGGUGACGGUGGGAAAAGGAGAAUCUUUGGGAUCGGAGAUGAAGAAACAAAAUCUAUCAGCGCCUUCGACAGAAACGUUGGAAGGUAGUCAGUCUAUUCCGAUUAACUCGGAUCUGAAAACGGGGGAGUGGAUUAACGCGGUUAAAGGGAAGAAUAUUUUGAAGAAAUAUGAGAUGAAAAUUCAAAUGGAAGAUGGUGUGGGAUCUGUGAGUGUGCCGGAUGAAGUUUUCAAGGAUGCUGCUCCUUUGUGGGAAGAUUUUCUAAUUGGAAGAUUUUUGGAUAAAGCUCCGCAUAUAGGCAAGGUUCAUGCGAUUGUCAAUAAGAUUUGGGCGCAAAGUGACAAGUCGCAGAUGAUUGAUGUUUACGUGAUUAACUCCACAACAAUGAAGUUCAAAGUGAGUAAUCCAGUCACGAGGAACAUGAUUGUACGAAGAGCAAUGUGGAACAUUGCUGAAGUUCCAGUUAUCAUGGCGAAAUGGUCUCCAUUAAUAGAAGAUAUUGAGCAGGAAACACAUUCAAUACCUCUCUGGGUCCACUUGAAGAAUGUACCAAUGGAUAUGUUCUCCUGGAAGGGCUUAAGUUUUGUGACAAGUCCGGUUGGUAUACCUGCGAGAUUACAUCCGGAAACUGAGCAAUGCAUAUAUCUGAAGAUUGCUAAGGUGUUUGUCAAAGCUGAUUUGUCGAAAGAGUUACCAAAAUCAAUGAACUUCACAUUUCAGGGGAAUAAAACUCGGGUGGAAUAUACUUAUCUGUGGCUCCCAUCAAAAUGUACUCAUUGUGGCAAAUGGAGACAUCUUAUGCGAGCUUGUAGAAGGAGGAAGGAAGAGAGUGAAGUUGAAAUGGAGAUUAAGGUUCAGGAGGUUGGUAAUGUGAAGGAGAAAUGUGCAGAGGUGGUGGAAUCGAAAGAAGUUGAAGCUGCUGGGUCGGAAACUAUUCUUGAUGCUGAUGCAGAGGAUAAGAUGGACAUGACAACUAGCAAAAAUGGGAAUAUUAUGGAGGUUCUAGAGAAGACGAUAGUAGAAAGUAAUAAGGGAAGUGAAGGAGAAAAAAUUUGGAUGGAUGUAUCGCCGGGGAAAGCUAGUCGUACCCCUGCAGUAACAAAUAAACUAAAGUUUUGUCAGGUAUCAAUCCUUUCUAAAUCAAGAUUUUCAGUACUGAGUUUGGAUGAAGAAGAGGGAGAAAUAACAUAG